AUGAGCACCCACAUCGAGAGACUCCAAAGCGAAGACGAGGUGGCGUUUAAGCUGAAGGGAGAAAUCGCAGCAAUCGAAAAGGAAAUCAAAAGUUGGUUCAUCAAGAGGAGACUUAACAUGGAGCUGAACUACUCCCUGCAUAACCUCUUCACUAACUAUAACAUUGUGGGACUGUCGAUUAAUAAAAAAAUAGACUUGAAGGAGAAGAUGUUGUGGCACGACAUAGUCAAUGGGAAGCCCACACUAGAGGAUACACUCAGCUUGGAUGCAAAGGAAUACAAGGCAGAUGUGUAUAGGAAGAUGUGGGAAAACAGCACAACUACAGAUAACCCCUGUAGGCUGGUUGGCUCAAUUUUCUUUCGGUGCCUAAAAGGCAAUUACCAGUUAACGGAGCAAGAAAGAGAGGGCACGUGCAUGCAUAGCUUUUUAAAUUUCACCCACUGUAGAAAGGCGUUGAAGCUGCAGCAGGCCAACAACAUAAGGACUGCCCUUACGAAGCAGAGUGCGGAGGACACCCAGGCGAAGGCGCUCUUUGAGCGGAGGAGCGCUCUGCUGGGGAAGUUGACGGGGAGCGCUCCCUAGGGCGAGGUGGUUCAAGCGGUUGGCGAAGCAGUUUUUGCGGUGGUGAAGCAGUUUCUGCAGGGGCGCUUCUUUUCCCCAGGGGGUGCCCCUCAGACGUUGUGCUUCUCUCCAACCGCUGCGCUCCUCUCCAACCGUUGCGCCUCUGACCACCCCUAGUACUUGAGGCCGCCCAUGAAGGUGCGCGCGUCGGGCACCUGGCCGUUGAACGCAGCCGAUGAAAAGUCAAACGUGGGGUACUCGUGCUGGAAGCGCUCCAAAAGAAUUUGCUUCCGAGUGUUAUCCUCAUCAACGGCAUUGAUGCACUUGUGCCCCUUAAAGACGCUGCUCCACGUUUCUGCCUUCCUCACUUUGGUUAGAAGGAUGUGCAAACUCUUAUCUUCAAUAAACCAGUAGGAGCAGCCCUCGUCGAUGAGGCCGGACAGCUCCCCCUCCAAAAAACUCUCCAUUCCUUUCAACCCAAUUCGCAUUC
Plasmodium vivax (malaria parasite P. vivax) is the source of this 1051-nucleotide messenger RNA. RefSeq lists its product as hypothetical. The record is from RefSeq and is a predicted model, not a curated record. The transcript has a single exon. Bases 1 to 582 code for a protein of 193 amino acids. NCBI's taxonomy places the organism in Eukaryota, Apicomplexa, Aconoidasida, Haemosporida, Plasmodiidae.